Molecule: messenger RNA, 3595 nt
Organism: Sardina pilchardus (European sardine)
Lineage: Eukaryota; Metazoa; Chordata; Actinopteri; Clupeiformes; Clupeidae
Gene: iars2
Product: isoleucyl-tRNA synthetase 2, mitochondrial
Exons: 24
Coding region: 143-3262 (1039 amino acids)
Biological process (GO): isoleucyl-tRNA aminoacylation; mitochondrial translation
Cellular component (GO): mitochondrion
Molecular function (GO): ATP binding; aminoacyl-tRNA deacylase activity; tRNA binding
Source: RefSeq, a predicted model, not a curated record
UUUUCUUCCGGUAGAAACAGUGCAGUUAGUUGGGGAAGGACAUAACUCAGCACAAGUAAGAAGAAUAACAUAUAUCACUUUUUAGCAGACAUUGGAAGAAUUGUAACGUACCUAGCGCCCCAAAGAACGAAAGAGAUUCUCCAUGUUGCUCCGCCGGAUAUCGGCUGUGAGCCAGUGCCUAGCGCGGCUGGGAUCGAACAAGAGAAACAUACUUCUUCACCCUGCUCUCUCCUCUAUCGUGAGCCGCUGUCAGAAUGUCAGCUCUUCGGGAGAUCCUGCACAACCUGCUGCCAGUCCAGCUCCAGGACAGUAUCGGGAUACAGUGCUUCUGCCGCGCUCAGAAUUCCCAAUGAAAUUAACCGGGCAGAAGCUUCUGGAGCGAGAGCUGCAGAUUCAACGUGAGUGUGGCUUCGAUCUGCUUUACACUUGGCAGAGGGAGAGAAAGGCCAAGAAGGAGUUCUGUCUGCAUGAUGGCCCACCCUAUGCCAAUGGAGACCCACAUGUUGGACACGCCCUCAACAAGAUCCUAAAGGACAUCCGGAACCGUUUUGAGGUGAUGCGGGGUCGACAAGUGCAUUACAUGCCUGGCUGGGACUGCCACGGUCUCCCCAUUGAGCUUAAGGCCCUGGGGGAGCUGGGGACCGGUGGGCUCAGCCCUCUCCAGAUUCGGAAGAAAGCGCGUGAGUUUGCAGAGGGAGCGAUAGCUCGCCAGCGGGCUGCCUUCCAACGCUGGGGUGUCAUGGCUGACUGGGACAACUGCUACUACACCUUCGAUGGACAGUACGAGGCUGCACAGCUGCGAGUCUUCCAAGAGAUGCACAACAAGGGUCUGAUCUAUCAGGACUAUAAGCCAGUAUUCUGGUCUCCUUCAACCAGGACGGCUCUUGCAGAGGCUGAGUUGGAGUACAACACUGAGCAUAUGAGCAAAGCUAUCUACGCCACCUUCUCCAUCAGCAGCCCUCCGCCCAAACUAGCCGAGAGUGCAGAGGAAUGGGAGAAUGUCAAAGCUCUUAUCUGGACAACUCAACCAUGGACCAUUCCCGCCAAUCAGGCUGUCUGCUACAUGCCCAAAGCUCAGUACUCCCUGGUGAAGCGGGCAGAUGAUGACCAGCGUUUCCUGGUUGCCACUGAUCGCGUUGCCAACCUAGCCGCGGCACUAGGAGCACAGCUGGACACGGUGAAAACAUUUACAGGGGCGGAGCUGGAGGGGGCCAAGUGCCAGCACCCCACGCUGGCAGGUAAAGAGGUGCCCCUACUGCCAGCCAGUCACGUGACCAUGGCCAAAGGCACGGGAUUGGUCCACACGGCUCCCGCCCACGGCAUGGAGGACUACAGCGUGGCAUCCCACUUCAACCUGUCUGUGGAGUGCAUGGUGGAUGAAGACGGCCGGUUCACUGAGCUGGCUGGUGCCGAGCUCCAGGGCAAGCAGGUGAUGGUGGAGGGCAGUGCCACAGUGAUCUCCAUGCUGCGUGACGCGGGUGCACUGGUAAAGGAGGAGGACUGCGUGCACAGCUACCCCUACGAUUGGAGGAGCAAGCUGCCCGUCAUCAUCAGAGCCAGCCGCCAGUGGUUCAUCAACACAGACAGCCUCAGGGACAAAGCCAAGGAUGUUCUGCAGAAGGUGCGGGUGAUCCCCGAGUCGGCGCGGUCCACUCUGCUGACCCAGCUGGACAGGCGCACCUACUGGUGCAUCUCCCGCCAGAGGAGCUGGGGCGUGCCCAUCCCUGUGUUCUACCACAAGGACACCGGCGAGGCCCUCAUCAACAAACACACGGUUCCCCAUAUCAGCAAGAUCUUUGCAGAGAAGGGAAGUGACAGCUGGUGGGAGGAACCAAUAGAGACGCUGCUCCCUGAAUCGGUCCUGAAAAAGAGUAAAGCAGGUCCUGCGACAGACUACAUUCGUGGAGAGGAUGUCUUGGACAUCUGGUUUGACAGUGGAGUCUCCUGGGCUGCAGUAUUAGAGGAGGAGCAAGAGGAGCAGGCUGAGAGUUCGGCCCAGAGCGAGUCCAGGCUGAGCUGGCUCACCAGUGCAGUGCUGCCCAGUGCGCUGGUCCCAGAGGCGGACCCAAGGGCAGAUGUUUACAUUGAGGGGAAGGAUCAGCUGGGCGGCUGGUUCCAGUCCUCUCUCCUCACCAGCGUGGCGGUACGCAAGAAGGCUCCCUACAAGACGCUGGUGGUGCAUGGCUUUGCUAUAUCAGAGAAAGGAGAGAAGAUGUCCAAGUCUCUGGGAAACGUGGUGGAUCCUGAAGUUGUUAUCAACGGUGGCAAGGACCCCUCCUCCUCCCCCCCGUAUGGGGCCGACACGCUGCGCUGGUGGGUGGCCGAGUCCAACGUCUUCUCGGAGGUGCAGAUCGGCUCCAGCGCUUUAAACUCGGCCCGCGACAACAUCAACAAGCUAAGGAACACGCUUAAGUUCUUGUUGGGGAACCUGCAAGGCUUUGACCCGCGGACCCAGGCAGUGGACUCUAAAGAGAUGUACUAUGUGGACCAGUACCUGCUGCAUCUACUGCGGGAGUUUAGCAUGAAGGUGACCGAUGCCUAUGCUGAGUAUGAUGCUGGCCGGGUGGUGCGGCUUCUGCAGGGCUUUGUGGCCAGAGAUUUGUCCAGCUUCUACUUCAGUGUCAUCAAAGACAGACUGUACUGUGAUGCGGAGGACUCCUUGGGCCGGCGCUCGUGUCAGACGGUGCUGGAGGAGGUCUUAGACGGGAUGACCCGCACCAUCGCCCCCAUCCUGCCUCACCUGGCCGAAGAGGUGUACCUGCAUGCACCUGGACAUGACGCUGGAGAGACUCUGUUCCAGAGUGGUUGGAUCAAGAGCAGCUCGGUGUGGCGGAAGCCAGGAUUGGAGGAGGCGGUGGAGGGGGCGUGUGCCAUCCGAGACGCCUUCCUCUCGUCCAUCCCAGGGCGAAACGCUGCCGAGUACGAGCUCAUCAUCGCCAUCGAGCCCGGCCUGUUCUUCGAACUCACAGAGUCUCUCCAGGAGGAGCCCACCUCCACCUGCUCCCAGCUGGUGGAGUUGAUGAUGGUGUCUCGUGUGACCCUGACCAGCUCACUCCCACGAGACCUGCCAGAGGACGCCAACAUUAGCCGUGGAACUUUCCUCAUCAACCUGGAGGGUGGUGUAAUCCGAGAGGAGAGCUCGUUCACCGUGGCGGCACAGCCGACCUCCCUCGUCCGUUGCCCUCGCUGUCGACGCUACACGUCCGAUUCGCCCGACUGCCUUUGCCCACGGUGCCAGUCUGUCCUCCAAAGCACACAGUGAUGUCACACUACCAACCACGACUACAGAUUUCUCCCCGUCCUUCCUCUCUGCACGACCUUUGCAGAACCAAGGCUAGUGCCAGCAAAACUAUGGACUGAGGGGGGGAAUAUCAAAACUGACAGUCAGUCAGUCCCACAAUUCCACUUCCUGGGCGGGGCCUGGACUGAGCAACACGGUUGGCUGGUGAGGGUCACUGAGGCCCAGCGUAAAGAACGUGAUUGGCAGACUAUCCGUUGCACUUUUAUUUAUUCUGCUGAAUGGGCUUGGCAGGCUCUAACUACAGCUUUACUCUGUUCUGUUGUUCUGAUGGGUGAAUGAAAAAAUGGUUGUUAA